AUGACUGCCGACGACGAUUCGUCUGACCUUUCGUCUUUGUCGUCGCUAUCUCCAGUGCCGUCGGAUGUUGAGCUGGAUGACAACAGCGAUGACGCGACGACAAAGACCAAGUCGGGCAUCCUAAAGUUCUUCCCGAAGCUAUCAGAACAGCCUCCCAAGGAACCGUCGCCGCCACCACGAAAACGGUCGCCCUCGCCUCCACACGAAUAUGUGCUGGCAGAUAAUCCCGACAUCGCGUUCAUCGUCAUGUUCAGAAGUCGAUUCAGCGACGCGUUUCCAAAGUCACUAGCUCAUUUUGGGCCACAAGAGCUCGAACGUGAUGUAGUCGAAGCUAUCCCGGGCGACCGAGUGGAACACUUUCUUUGUGCAGUUUUGGGAUUGCUUUUGAACCGGAAGCAGGACGUCAAACUUGGCCAUUACGGCAGGGCGUUGGAAGAUGCGAUCACGUCGCACAAGAAUCAAUGGCCAGCUUCUUGGGAGGAUAAGAAUCCGUUGUCGGGUGGCGCAUCAUUCAACUCCAUGACGCCAACGGAACGACUCACAUUAUUGCGAACACUGAUCUUAUGGUCGAUGGCAUCAUCUGACACCGUCAAAGGAGUGAUCAAUCAGGCAUACAAGCAGAACCGCCAGGAAGACGACUUGAAUCAGCCAAGGUCGGUACAACCGUGGGGAUCGGACGGAGACAAACGACGAUACUUCUUGGUCGAAGGACAGGACGACACAAACUUCCGGAUAUACCGCGAGAGCAAUCCCGCAGGAACAAACAGAACUUGGUUCAGUGUUGCCGGCUCGAUUGAAGAGUUGAAAGCUCUUGCCCAGAAGCUUGAAACUAGGGACGGGGGCCCGAAGGCGAAGAAACUAAGCCAAAAGAUGUUGCAAGUCAUUCCUCGAUUUGAGGCUGGUGAAGAGAAACGCAAGCGCCGGGAAUAUCGUCAGAUGCGAAAGGAGCAGUUCAAACGGCCAGAGCCGGGUUUCUCCAUGUACGAGGGCCGUACAAGGGGCAAACGUAUCAAGUACACGUACUCGGAUGAUGAGGAUGUUUUCUAUUCCGACUCUACUGGGUACAGGCGAUCAGCUCGCAAUACCGGUGCUAAUACACCAGCCGAGACUGGGCCAGUCACAACGUCGAGCGGAAGGCAGAUUCGGGCGCCCCCGCGCCUCAAUAUGGUUGCGGGUGAGAGUGCACCUGGAAGUGUCCACGGUGAUCAUUCGGAGAUGGAACACGAUGAUUCAUUGGGCCCUUCCGGGCGACCUAGACGCUCAGCAGCUCAUCAGGGUGCAAAUGGCUGGUCUGAACAUCAGUCUAGACAAGGCGGUAGUGACGAGGAGAGCGAGGCUGGGUUUGGAGACGAUGAAGACGACGCUCACGUACCCGAAGAGUCCGAGGACGAAGAUGAAUUUGACGAGGAGGAAGCCAUGGUCGAAGAUGACAUUGACGAUCAACCCCAGAGCUUAGUUGUGAAGCUCUCAGUCACACCACCCAAACUGCGGACAGUGUUAUCCCCGAUCGACCAAGGUCCCAACAUGCUGCCCACUCCAGACGCGCAAGAUUGGAAGGUCGAAGCGCCUGUACCGGAAUCUCAAACUAUUGAGAUGCAAGAUGCACCAGCACCGGCACCCGUCACAGCGCCGGAGACCAACUCGAUGCCACCUGAGCAGACAAAUAGAGAGAAAACACCUCAACCGCAGAUAAAUACACCGCAGACUCACACAAGCCCAGCUGAUAUUGCAGACAAGGUAGCCGGCAUUGACGCUCCGACCCUGUCUGCCAUUCCCGCCACGAACCUGGCCUUUCGGGGUAGUCCAGAAAAGCCACAUGCUCAACUAGCAUCGCCAUCUGAGGAUGUCAAUGGUACAAAUUAA
Pochonia chlamydosporia 170 is the source of this 1863-nucleotide messenger RNA. RefSeq lists its product as hypothetical. The record is from RefSeq and is a predicted model, not a curated record. The transcript is spliced from 5 exons. NCBI's taxonomy places the organism in Eukaryota, Fungi, Ascomycota, Sordariomycetes, Hypocreales, Clavicipitaceae. Bases 1 to 1863 code for a protein of 620 amino acids.